AUGGCGGCGCUGGGACAGUUCGUCUCGCUGCUCAUCACCUCCACCGGCUUCGCCUCCUCCGAGCUUGCUCGCCGAGGUGUCAAUGCACCUACAUCACAGUCAUUGCUGAAUUACAUCCUUCUUGCACUUGUUUAUGGUGGAACACUGCUAUACAAAAGGCAACAUAUGACGAUCAAAUGGUACUACUACUUGAUCCUAGGCAUCGUUGAUGUGGAAGCUAACUACAUUGGUAUGCUCCAGGAUGAGACCAAUAUCAAGCCAUUGUGGGGAACCGCACAACUCUUUUUGCAUCCACGCUACAUGCAUGGUGCUGCUACUAGGAAAACCAAGAUAGCAGCCCGCCACAAACACAACUCGUAG
Miscanthus lutarioriparius is the source of this 360-nucleotide messenger RNA. Lineage: Eukaryota; Viridiplantae; Streptophyta; Magnoliopsida; Poales; Poaceae. The record is from the annotation of a GenBank genome assembly.